GCUCCGUCGCAGUGACGUGCGCGCCUGGCUGGGCACUCUGCUGGGCUCUCUGGCCGGCGGGUGGAGACCGAUCCGGUAUCUGUCCCAGCAGGAAGCGUAUCCCGGCCGCCGUCGUCUCCGGUGCUCGCUCUCGGCCGCGGCGUCGCGCUCGCCCUUCGCGCCCGCAGUCCGGCAGCCUCUCCACGGCCGCGACCCCUCGCGCACCUGCCUCGCCCGGGGAGAUAGUGGGUAACCUCCUUCAAAAUGGAAGAUGGAAAGCCUGUUUGGGCACCCCACCCCACAGAUGGAUUUCAAAUGGGCAAUAUUGUGGAUAUUGGCCCUGACAGCCUAACAAUUGAACCUUUGAACCAAAAAGGCAAGACAUUUUUGGCUCUCAUAAACCAAGUAUUCCCUGCAGAAGAGGACAGCAAAAAAGAUGUGGAAGAUAACUGUUCACUGAUGUACUUAAAUGAAGCCACACUGCUCCACAAUGUCAAAGUGCGGUACAGUAAAGACAGAAUCUACACGUAUGUGGCCAACAUUCUGAUUGCAGUGAAUCCAUACUUUGAUAUACCUAAGAUAUAUUCUUCAGAUACAAUAAAGUCCUAUCAAGGAAAAUCUCUCGGGACAAUGCCACCUCAUGUCUUUGCCAUUGCUGAUAAGGCUUUUCGAGACAUGAAGGUGCUCAAGAUGAGCCAGUCUAUCAUUGUGUCUGGAGAAUCAGGAGCUGGCAAAACAGAGAAUACAAAGUUUGUUCUAAGAUACCUGACAGAAUCUUAUGGAACAGGUCAAGAUAUUGAUGAUAGAAUCGUUGAAGCUAAUCCACUUUUAGAAGCAUUUGGAAAUGCAAAGACUGUUCGUAACAAUAAUAGCAGUCGAUUUGGAAAAUUUGUAGAAAUUCAUUUCAACGAAAAGAGUUCGGUUGUUGGAGGAUUUGUUUCCCAUUACCUUCUAGAGAAGUCUAGGAUUUGUGUUCAAGGCAAAGAGGAGCGGAAUUACCAUAUUUUUUACAGGCUGUGUGCCGGGGCUUCAGAAGACAUUAGGGAGAAGCUUCACUUGAGCUCCCCAGAUAAUUUUCGGUAUCUAAAUCGGGGCUGCACUAGGUACUUCGCCAACAAAGAAACGGACAAACAAAUUUUACAGAACCGAAAAAGUCCUGAGUAUGUUAAGGCAGGUUCCUUGAAGGAUCCUCUGUUAGAUGACCAUGGAGAUUUUAUCAGGAUGUGCACAGCCAUGAAAAAAAUCGGUUUGGAUGACGAAGAAAAACUUGAUCUAUUUCGAGUCGUGGCUGGUGUCCUGCACCUUGGAAAUAUUGAUUUUGAGGAAACCGGAAGCACUUCAGGUGGCUGCAAUCUGAAGAACAAAUCCGCCCCCUCACUGGAGUACUGUGCUGAGUUGCUGGGCUUGGACCAAGAUGACCUUCGCGUCAGUUUAACCACUAGAGUCAUGCUCACCACAGCAGGGGGCACCAAAGGAACUGUUAUAAAGGUCCCCCUGAAGGUGGAGCAGGCAAACAGCGCUCGCGAUGCUCUGGCGAAGACGGUCUACAGCCAUCUCUUUGACCACGUGGUAGACAGGGUGAAUCAGUGCUUUCCUUUCGAAACAUCCUCUUAUUUUAUUGGAGUCCUGGAUAUUGCUGGCUUCGAGUACUUUGAGCACAACAGCUUUGAGCAGUUUUGUAUCAACUAUUGCAAUGAGAAACUUCAACAGUUUUUUAAUGAAAGGAUCCUAAAGGAGGAACAAGAACUGUAUCAGAAAGAGGGCCUGGGUGUUAAUGAAGUCCAUUACGUGGACAAUCAGGACUGCAUAGAUUUGAUUGAAGUAAAAUUAGUGGGAAUCCUGGAUAUUCUGGAUGAAGAAAAUCGUCUUCCCCAGCCGAGUGACCAGCACUUUACAUCUGUGGUUCACCAGAAGCACAAAGACCAUUUCCGGCUCACUAUUCCCAGGAAAUCUAAGCUGGCAGUCCACAGGAACCUCAGAGAUGACGAAGGCUUUAUCAUCAGGCACUUUGCAGGGGCUGUGUGCUAUGAGACAACCCAGUUUGUGGAGAAAAAUAAUGAUGCACUACAUAUGUCUCUUGAAUCCUUGAUAUGUGAGUCCAGGGACAAGUUUAUACGGGCGUUGUUUGAGUCAUCCACAAAUAACAACAAAGAUACGAAACAAAAGGCUGGAAAACUUAGCUUCAUCAGCGUGGGAAACAAGUUCAAGACACAAUUAAAUUUGCUUCUGGAUAAACUUCGAAGUACUGGAGCCAGCUUCAUCCGCUGCAUCAAACCCAACUUAAAGAUGACAAGUCACCACUUCGAAGGCGCUCAGAUUCUGUCUCAACUCCAGUGUUCAGGUAUGGUGUCUGUGCUGGACCUCAUGCAAGGGGGUUUCCCUUCAAGAGCCUCAUUUCAUGAACUCUAUAACAUGUACAAGAAGUACAUGCCAGAAAAACUCGCACGAUUGGAUCCACGGCUAUUUUGUAAGGCUCUUUUUAAAGCUUUGGGAUUAAAUGAAGUUGACUACAAGUUUGGGCUGACAAAAGUAUUUUUCAGACCUGGCAAGUUUGCAGAAUUUGAUCAGAUUAUGAAGUCUGAUCCUGAUCACUUAGCAGAGUUGGUGAAGAGAGUCAAUUUGUGGCUAGUCUGUAGUCGCUGGAAGAAAGUUCAGUGGUGUUCGCUGUCAGUCAUCAAACUGAAAAACAAAAUAAAAUACCGAGCUGAAGCAUGCAUUAAAAUGCAGAAGACCAUCCGGAUGUGGCUUUGCAAAAGGAGACACAAACCACGCAUCGACGGCCUGGUUAAGGUGGGCACACUGAAGAAGCGACUCGAUAAGUUCAAUGAAGUCGUGAGUGCGCUGAAAGAUGGAAAGCCGGAGGUGAACAGACAGAUCAAAGAUCUUGAAAUUUCUAUCGAUGCUCUGAUGGCCAAAAUUAAGUCCACCAUGAUGACGAGGGAGCAGAUACAGAAAGAGUAUGAUGCACUCGUUAAAAGCUCGGAGGAUCUCCUCAGUGCGCUGCAGAAAAAGAAGCAGCAGGAGGAGGAGGCGGAGAGGCUGAGGCGCAUCCAAGAGGAGAUGGAAAAGGAAAGGAAGAGACGCGAAGAAGACGAACAACGUCGGCGGAAGGAGGAGGAGGAGAGGCGGAUGAAACUUGAGAUGGAAGUGAAGAGAAAACAAGAAGAGGAGGAAAGGAAGAAGCGGGAAGAUGAUGAAAAGCGCAUCCAGGCUGAGGUGGAGGCACAGCUGGCAAGACAGCGGGAAGAGGAGUCCCAGCAGCAGGCGGUCCUGGCGCAGGAGUGCAGGGACAGGGAGUUGGCCCUGCGCAUCGCCCAGAACGAGUCGGAGCUCAUCAGUGAUGAGGCUCAGGGCGACACAGCACUCCGAAGAGCUCUGGAUUCCUGGCCAGCAAGUUCUAAAACUAAUGGAACCAGACCCCAAAUGACACCGGAACAAAUGGCCAAAGAAAUGUCAGACAUUUUGAGUAGAGGUCCUGCUGUACAAGCUACCAAGGCUGCUGCUGGUACCAAGAAACACGAUCUCAGUAAAUGGAAAUACGCAGAACUUCGCGAUACAAUCAACACUUCCUGUGACAUUGAGCUCCUGGCAGCUUGCAGAGAAGAAUUUCACAGGAGACUAAAAGUGUAUCAUGCUUGGAAAUCCAAGAACAAGAAGAGAAAUACUGAAACAGAGCAGCGUGCUCCCAAGUCUGUUACCGAUUAUGAUUUUGCACCAUUUUUGAACAAUUCACCUCAGCAGAACCCCGCUGCUCAGCUCCCUGCCAGGCAGCAGGAGAUUGAGAUGAACCGACAGCAGCGUUUCUUCCGCAUCCCCUUCAUCCGCCCCGCGGACCAGUACAAAGACCCGCAGAACAAGAAGAAGGGCUGGUGGUACGCCCAUUUUGACGGACCGUGGAUUGCCCGGCAGAUGGAGCUGCACCCUGACAAGCCGCCCAUCCUUCUUGUAGCUGGCAAGGACGACAUGGAGAUGUGUGAGUUGAAUCUCGAGGAGACAGGUCUGACUCGCAAGCGUGGUGCUGAGAUCUUGCCCAGACAGUUUGAAGAGAUCUGGGAGCGCUGUGGAGGCAUCCAGUACCUGCAGAGCGCCAUCGAGAGCAGGCAGGCCCGGCCCACCUACGCCACAGCCAUGCUGCAGAACCUGCUCAAGUAGACCGCAGGGUUCCAGCCUAGCCCUGACCCUCACAGGCGGGAGGUGACCGGAAGGUUCGCCACUCCCUUGCUCCUGGUAGAAAUGCCUUAUGCAAAGUGAACAGAUUUUAUUAAUCAUGGAGUUUGUUAAUUUGUUCAAGGUUAAUUAAGGUUGAGGUAGUGGAUUUAGGACCUAGAGAAAGAAAAGCCCUGAUUCCAGCAGUGACCCCCACCCCUGCUCUGUUUGGUGCUUUCUGCACCCAGACAGACGCUGAUACUUCUCACUCUGCACACUGACCACCUUAUUGCUGAGUAUUCUCAAGGACAAGGCUUUUUUUUUUAAAUUCAAAACAUUUGACUUUUUUAAGAAAAGGAUGUCACAGUGCCUUUAUAACGGAGAUAAUGAAAUCUUAGCUUAAUUUUGUGCAAGAAUUAAGGUACUUGAAUUGAUUAAGGCACAGAUGUGUUUGGUCUAAAGAACUCUAUUUUGUCUACUUUUUCAAAAGUCCAUGGAAAUAGAUUUCCCUUUCUUGCAGUGUGCUUAGCGCCCUUGAUCCCCAAAUUCUAGAAUUGUGGAAAGAGCCUUAAUGUAUAGAAUGUCUUAUGUGGAGGGAGGUGCUGGGCGUUUGCAGCACAGACAUGGGAUGCUUCUCUACCAAGCUCUGUGUUGCUCUUGGAAUCUCCUCCCCUAAUCCACGGUAGAGCAAAGGAAAUUUGGAUUCUUUAAAUGACUAGAGGUUUUGAUAUAACUUUUUCAUUUUGGAAGGGAUGCAGGGUUGAGGCGGUGUUCUAUGACUCUACUGGACUGAAUUCCACUAUUUUUUCCACUUCAUCUCAACUGCAGUCUCUCCGUUUGAACCUUGUCCAUGUUAUUUCACGUCACUUAAGCUGGUGUACUGCUUCGGACAGCUCUCUUGCCCCUGUCCCUCCUCUGGGCAUCCAGUUUGGCCUUUGAGACGUGGUAAUUAGAGAGCUGCUUUGUAAACUUUGUAAUCCAGAAGCCCUUGCACUUAGACAUAGUUUGUUUCAUGCUGCAGGAAGCCUUUAAAACACUCCCUUUGUGUGCUGUUUAGUCCUGAUCAGAUGUCAGCAGCUGGGGCUAAUAUUUACAACUUUAAUAUUAGGAAUUUAGAGACAAAAAAUACAUCAAGGAGUUAUGUUGACACCCAAAGGAGUCUUUGUAUUUGAGAAUAAAAGUAGAAAACAGAACUAUUCUUCACACUCCCCUUGGUUUUUAAAUACCCUGACCUUUGAAAUUUCAGGAUUUUUUUUCCUCUUAGCUCAGUUAGGAAAAUACUUCCCAGCUGAUGACAUUCAUGCCCAGAAGCCUCGGGCACUAUUGUCAGAAGCACCCCUUUUGCAGUGUCAUAGUACUGAAGUACUUACUGUUAUGACAUCGUGGAAUGAUUGUUUUUGUUAAGGGAAUUAAAUGGCCCUGUCUGUACUAAUGAUUGAAAAUGUGAAUGAGGUUUUUUCUGGAGGCUGUUUUACUGCUUAGACUUACUCUCGGUUGGUCUUGUGAUGGGUGACAGAGGCGUGGUCAUCGAAAUAAACGACCUGUUCCUCCUCUUCCAUGCUCACUUUUGAUUGGUGUCUUUAUUUGUGCAGGAUACUGAGUAACCUUUAUUUCCUAGUCAAAAUGAAUGUAGUCCUUGGGAAAAAAAAAUCCAGUGGCCUAAUGGAUUCUUAGUGACUCCUCAGCUUGGCGCUGUUUGCUGAAGCACUUUUAUGUAUCUUCUAGAUCUGCGAAUAAGCACUAGAUGAAAAAUUCAUCAAAAAGUGGGAAUUAUGGUAAUAACAGAUCUUAAUAUUUUAAAGAAUUUAUAGGAACUAAACGACAGCAAAGCAUUGUUGAAAGUCUUUGUGGUUUUCGACUGAUAAUUCUCAGUCAUCUCCAACCAUUUCCUUCCUAAUUGUGUCACCGAGUUGUCCUACAGUGAUCUGUUUCAGAUAGUCUCCUGAGUUAAUUUUGCCAAGCGGGAGACCUGCCCUAAUUCAGGCAGCCUUUGAGCCUUCUGCACCUCACAGCAUCCAGGUCCUUCUAGGGAGACUUCAGAACAUCAUGUUCUGGAGCACAGCAGAAAGAGUGUUCCACAGGGCCUUGAGCCAGCUUCUCUAGCAUGUUUUGUGGGUUCAGAUCCACCAAGGCUAUGCAAGAAUUUGAGGCACCCUAAUCAAAUAACUCUUAUUUUAAUCAGUUUAAACCAAUAUAUUAUACAAGAAGAACUAAUUUCUCUAAUGUUUAUCAGCUCCAGUUUCUUCCACCACAGUGGGUGUACGUUUUAAUAGAACACAACAACAACAACAUCAACAACAUCAACAACAACAACAACAACAUGAUAGCAAGUGUUUCUGUGUUAAUUCAGUUGAGACACAGUGGUUAAAGCCAGCAGCACAGUUAGAUGUGUGUUAGUAGAGAGAUAGGCUCUCGGUGAGUACAGGGAUUUCUGGAGGCCUGGUGGUUCCCAAAGAUUCAGCGCCUUCACUGUCAUGGAGACCACCUGUGCACAGGUGUCUGAGACGAAGCAAAAUAAAUGAGUACUAGCAUGUUAAAGGCGACUAGGGAGCCCUGAAGGUGACUAGCGAGGGUCUCACCAUGGCAUAUAAAAAGUCCAGUGACCCCUUUAGUUUUACAAGAAAACCUCUUAAGGCAAAACUAGGAGUUGCUUGCAAGAUUUAGAUAAUAGAAACCACAGGCAAAAUAAUAACAAUAGAUAUUUAUUACAUGUCAUCUUUAUGGAUUUUUUUCCAUGCUGGGGAUUGAACCCAGGGCUUCAUACAGGCGAGGCUCUACCACGGUGGCGCCUCCCUGGCUUUUAGUUGGCUAUUUUUGGAAGAGAGUUUCACUCACAGGUUACUAAAAUGGUUCUCAGGGGAUUCACGUAUGUAGACCUUUGUUUUUCAUUUUUCUUUUCUUUUUAUCUUUAAAAUACUUGAUUUAGCAGAAUAGUUAUUGAACUAAUCAGUCAAUUAAUACUGUUAAUGAUAAUCUUACUUCUUUAUAUGAAAAAAGUUGUAGCAAGCCAGGAAGGUCAUACAGUUUGCUGCCAGACCAUGAAAAAGAUGUAAAUGCCUUUGCUUUAGCCACGGAGGGAAAACAAUGUUUGUCCGCUUAGCAGAUCCCUGGAGACUUACAAAGGGUUGUUCCUGGACUUUUCUGUUUGCCCUUAACACCAGUAAAUAAAUAUUGAGUUUUAAUUGGUUCCAGAAGAUGCAGUAGCAGUGGAGGGGGAGAGGGCAGAGGACAUUUCACAGUGAGGAGAAGGAUGAGGUGUGGGAAGAGUGAUAAGCAUAGGGCAGAGCAGAGCCUUAGUGGAAGAAGGGAGAUGCUGCAGCCCCUGAAGACUGCAUUCAGUGGGGAUGCAGGCACUCAGACACCCUAGACAGCCAACACUCUCAGGUCCUGGCUGAGUUUUGGGAUGUAUUUGCUACAGCUUAGGAGCAGAAAUUAAGGUUAGUAAAGUUGGGUCGUGAGUCACCUGGCAUGUAGACCUUAGCAGGUAAGAAUGGUGCAGCGGAACUGGGGGCACCCAGGAAAGACCUUGGCAUCUUUGAUGCGAGCCAUGUGCAAGGGCCAGUGGAGAGUCUGCCUGUGUCAGUGCUGCACCUUUUGAUAAUUUGGUCCAAUUCAAAUCAGCGUCUUCUUUCCCCUCCGUAUGAUGUAAUUUUGAUUCUUGGAAGCAUUCCAGGAGAUAAUUAGGAAAAAUUAAUGCACAUUGAAAACUGCACAAUCUUUAAUCUUAAUUUUCAUUGAAAUGGAAACUCAACGUCAAAUUACAAACAGACUUAUUAAACAGCCACCGUUCUUCUCACUUCUGGAAGUUUGUCUAUUUGUAAUUGCUAAUUUUUAUUCAUUUCCUCAAAAGUGUGUGUCUAAUACUUUCCUAAAAUACUGAUGUACUGGAAACUCAAAUAAAUUGCCGUAUAUGUAGAACA
Molecule: messenger RNA, 8045 nt
Organism: Rattus rattus (black rat)
Lineage: Eukaryota; Metazoa; Chordata; Mammalia; Rodentia; Muridae
Gene: Myo6
Product: myosin VI
Exons: 37
Coding region: 244-4131 (1295 amino acids)
Biological process (GO): inner ear morphogenesis; vesicle transport along actin filament; inner ear auditory receptor cell differentiation
Cellular component (GO): cytoplasm; endocytic vesicle; myosin complex
Molecular function (GO): actin filament binding; microfilament motor activity; ATP binding
Source: RefSeq, a predicted model, not a curated record